AUGGAUGUCUUGGAGUGAAUAACGAUCAGUGUAAAGAGUGACGCUUUCUUCUGGUUUGACCGAUGUUAUAUUGGUCACAAAGUAAUGAUGUCUUCAGCCAAAAAGUUAGACGUGUAGGAUCGAUGGAUUUUCAAAAUGCUUGCUGUUGCGGCUUAAUUUGCUACGGCGUAAUAUGACAUGAAUUUGCUCAUGGACAAUUUGUGUCGUACUGCCUAUGAUUCCAUGGUAACUUUCUUUCGUGGACAUGUCAAAUCAACAACUAAAAUUGGAGUGGAUAACGUCCUUCUAAAUUAUAUUAUAGUGAGACCUAAGUAAUACAGUCAGGCGCACAUACUUAUCCAGCUAUAAUCUGGAGUCAAAGAGCUUAGUUAAAACUAGGCAAAAACACACGGGCACAACUUCUACCGUGCAUCCAGUCCUGUGCGCUAUUAUGAACCAUCUGUGAUUUUCAGAAGCUGUUAUGAAAUCCAGUGGUCCUCUGUUCGGAAGGCAGAAUCCCUUCCAACCAGCAUCCAGAGUGGGGAAGGCACACUACCAUUCAUCCUGCAACCAGUCUGUGUUAAAAAAAAAGAAGAAAACGACGUUGAGUCCUGUACGUUCAAAUCAGAGAUCCAGUCCACAAAUGCACACUCUGAGCCCAGAGAGCCAACAGCCGUCUGACACACUUGACAACGGUUUUGCUGCCACAGAUGGACAGCCUGUUUUUUCAGAGUCCUGGCCCUCCACUGACUGUGGAUCUCCUCCUGCCAGUGCUGCAACCUCAUCUAACAUGGGGAAACCCAAGCAGUCCGCAAGAGCUGGGAAAUUCACCGUUUCCUCUGAGCUAGGAGUUCAGCAGGAUUCAGUGCUGGCAAAAUACAUAGAACGUUUUCGCCACGGUCGACCGCAGAGUCGAGAGGAGCGCCAUCAGAUGGCUUCUGCCGUUGGAGAGGAGCAGCUGCCUUUUUGGUGGAUGUCACCCUCAUCUUUACCCCCCAGUUCAACACCAACUAAAACAGCACACAAAGAUCAGUUCAUCCAGCCUUUCAGAGGUGACCAUGUGCCUGGCAUUUUCAGUCCAGCUGGACAGUGUCAACAUGACAGAUUCCCUUCCCCAUGUAGAGGAUCUCUCAGUAUUUUGUCAGACACUUCCCAGGAUGAAUUUGAUGACACAGAGAUACUACACCUUCAGGAGAGGGCCAACAAACUUCUGCUGACAGGUGAAUGCACUCUGAGUGAUGGUUCUAUCCCCGUCAGCUCAGAGGGCCUGGGGGGGUCAGAUUUCUCUUCUCCAGUCAGUGUAGAUGAGCCAGUGCGAAGACCUUUCAUACCUAGUUUAAUAAAAUCUAAUAAAGCGAAGGCCAGCUCAAACUCAGUUCAAGCUGCCCCCCCCCAAAAGUCUAUCAUUCAUUUCUUGGGGCCCCCCAAACGCCCGGAGGAAGACAUCUUGUUCCAGUGGCGUUUAAGGAGAAAGAUGGAGCAGGCCAGGGAGUGGCCUGAGGCCCUGAAACACUCCAGUCCCACUGACCCCGCAUUUAGCUGGCAGGCUCCCAGUUUAAGUGUUCCCUCAGCUGGUGGACAGGCUCACAAGAGUACUCGACCUCCUGAAUUCUCAGGAAAAGAUACUCAUCCACACGUCAUUGCUCCUCAGCCAGAAGCCAAAGACGCCCACAGAUCAUAUCCCCCAGCUUCAGGUCCACCUCUCUCCCCUGCCUCUGUUGCGUCUGGCUCUUGUGUCUCUCAACCCCAGACUGUUGCCCAUGUCCCUGCCCACAUGCAUUUACUCUGUGAUGUCUUGCCCUGUCCCCUCCAGUUAUCUCACCCUGGCGCACAACAAAAUAUUUCACAGAGGUUAGAUGAGUUCCAGACCAAAGUUGUCAGUAAAAAGAUCCAAGUCCCUGGUAACCCAACAGAUGUCUUCAGUGAUCAGCCCAUACGCGAACAUAUGUCACUGUCAACACAUGCUUCAUCUGGAGCCAUAGCAAAAGAGUGGUCUAUUCGACCCAAAAGGUCUGAGGGUAACAAGAAAGAGAAAGCUCAGACAAAAGAGUCACAGAAGAAUGAGAAGAAGGCAGCAAUGUCCAUCAGAAAGCAUACAGAAUCAACAAGAUAUACUUUGGACAAGGAACAUACUGAUGGCCCUAGGUCUACAAAAAAGGGGAGUUCUACACAUCAAAGACUUCCAAAAAAGGUCAAGCCACUGGCAGAGCUGCAGCAACAGGAGGGAAGCCAGGAGUUCUCCAGUGAGAGGUGUACUGGGGGUCAUGCUCCACCACCUUCUCCAGUCCACAGUGCCUUGGGACAGGUAGUUUCAGAGGUUUUGUUCCCUACGGUGGAUUCAUCAUCUGCUGGAAGGUCCCCCAUCUCCCUGGUUUCUCCUCCUUGCACUGCCUCUGCAAAUCCACAAUCCCCAGUUCCUCCGUGUAAUACAAGGAACUCUAUGGAGGUCAUUUCACAGCUGCUGCAAGAGGCUGAAGAUUCAGAUGAAAACAUGUUUGAAGAUGACCCUUUAUUACAAGUACUUAGGAGACAGAGAAAAUGGGUAAAGGAGCAGAUCAGUGAAGUGGACUCUGUGUUGAAUGAAUUCCUGGAGCAACAAGUUACUUGAACAUUGUCAAGAGGCACCUGAUGCAGUCACUCUUUUAUUUUUAUAAAAGAAAUAAAGUUUAUUU
Messenger RNA from Xiphias gladius (swordfish), 2651 nucleotides. It is a transcript of the gene proser3, whose product is annotated as proline and serine rich 3. The transcript has 13 exons. Bases 461 to 2587 code for a protein of 708 amino acids. NCBI's taxonomy places the organism in Eukaryota, Metazoa, Chordata, Actinopteri, Istiophoriformes, Xiphiidae. The record is from RefSeq and is a predicted model, not a curated record.